AUGGUGUACUACUUCAGCGGAAGGAAAUGGAUUUUUGGGGACAUUUUCUCCAAGAUGACAAGAUUCUGCUUCAACGUGAACUUGUACUGCAGCAUCGGGUUCCUCACCUGUAUUAGUGUGUACAGGUACCUGGCCAUCGUCCAUCCUCUGAGAAUGAUGGGAAGACUAACUGUGACUCAUUCUGUGCUGAUCUCAGUCCUUGUUUGGCUUUUGGUGAGUGUUCAAAGUAUGCCAGACAUCUUUUUUCCAAAAUCAGUCAAUGGCACAGAAAAGUGCUUCCACUCUACAAGCCAUGAAAAGACUGAGGAUUACCUAACAUACAGCCUUGUGUGGACAACCACUGGAUUUUGUAUCCCAUUACUCAUCACUCUGGGCUGCUACGGACAUGUGACUUUUGUUCUUUGUCGCAGGAACACUAUAGAGAAGACACUGAGACAAAAGUGUGUGAAAUUUCUUUUCAUCUUGAUUCUUCUUUUCUCCGUCUGUUAUAUUCCUUAUCACGUCUUUAGGAACCUAAGUCUCUUUUCUAGAAUUCAGAGCAAACAGAAUAUUUGUGUUUGGUGGGAUAAACAUGUUUUUACAGGUCAUCAGAUCAGUCGGGGGCUUGUGUGUCUGAACAGUGCUCUCAAUCCUCUGGUUUAUCUUCAGAUGAGUGAACAUAUUCUCACUCACAUCCGACAGCUCCCACAACAAGUUUGUAAGAUUUUCCAUUAUAUGUUUGUGUGCAGCAGGAACAGCGUUGCUGUGUCACAAAAUGAAGACAUUUAGAAUUUCUUUUGGGCUCAGAAACUCCUGAAAUGUCUACCACAUUCUCUGCGUAAAACCUUUUCUUUGUUUUGUCCCAGUUUACAUAUAUAUAUAUGCAAAGACAUAGAUGCAAAGACAUAUGCUUAAGAAGGAAUCUGUUUUUGUGAACAUGACAAAAAUGUUUUACCUUGGUUGAAUUUGUUCUUAAAAACAAAAAAAGUCUGAUAGUAAUUUUGUGAAAUACUAGGGAUGCCACAAAUCUCAGUUUAAAACCAAAUCCAAUGUUGCAGCCUUUAGUGAAUUGAGGAAGGGAAUCAUUGCAUCUCUGCUGCAGAUCAGUAUAAAUACAGGACAGACCAAAAAUUUGGACACACCUUCUCAUUCAAAUGAAUGGGAAGGUGUGUCCAAACGUUUGGUCUGUACUAUAUGAUUCAAGUGUCAAAUAUGUGUUGUACUAAAUUUAAGGAUUUAUCAUUUAAUGUUUUAUUACAUAAAACAGCCUUAGUAUGAGCCAACUGAAACGUUUUCUUCAUUGUUACUUGCUUUUUUGUGAAUAAAAAAAGGAUUUUUUCCAAUGUUUUGUUUGUUAUUGUUUUUUUGUAGUACACAAAUCUUGUAUCAAACUUAAACAAAACCAUAGCCCCAAGAAAACUCUGUUGUUCUUUAUAGAAUUUACCUUAAAAAAUGCUAAACCACCACAACUUUUAUCUAUUUUGUGAGGGGUUAAGCCCGACAUAGUGACUGUCAUAAUUAUUGGGAGGCCUGAUCACAUCAGACAUUGGUUCUGCGAAGUCCUUCAAUUUCUGAUAAUGCACAUGUCCAACUGCAUUACCCCACUCUCGAAAAUGUGUUUUCACUUAGUUACAAUUACUUUAAUCUUGUUUUUUAUUUUCAAGUUGAAAUUGUUUUUCUUUGAUAUGACGUGACGGGUUGUCAUUGCAACGGCUACUGAUACCGCAAUGUCCUCACACUGUAGCAGCAAAGAUAGUGGUGUAUUCCAAACAUAAGUCGAAUACAUUUCUAGAAAGGUCUAGGUUGUAGACGCUAGUCAGCUAAGUUCUGCUUCAUCCAGACCUAUGCAAUACAGCAGCUGCAGUUGGUGUAAUGGUAAUAAGCAGUAGAGACUGGAUUUAUGGCUCUUUGGAGGGAGCCAAAUCUUUUUCAAAGAGCCAUUCAAAAGACUGGCUGCUUUGGAUCCAAAAUUCAACUCAAUCUCUGUACAUUAAACCAGAUCUGCCACAAAAGAACUGUUACCAUUACCCGCCUCAGGAAUUCUUAUGGAGAGAGAUCUUUUCUUCAUUUUAUCACUAAAGCAUGGAAUGAGCUACCAUCAGUCAUCUGAACAAAUACAUGUGCCACUACAAAACCCACAUUUCAUGUACCUUUCAUACUGUUUGUAUGUACUGUGAUGAUUGGAAGCUUAUGAUUCCAUGUUUCUUUUGUGUGAUAACUGUACUGCAGUUUUUAAACUGAAUCAGCCCAGAUUGUAUGUUAAAUAUUUUCCUGUUUAAUAAAU
Molecule: messenger RNA, 2263 nt
Organism: Oryzias latipes (Japanese medaka)
Lineage: Eukaryota; Metazoa; Chordata; Actinopteri; Beloniformes; Adrianichthyidae
Source: RefSeq, a predicted model, not a curated record